AUGAGUACUCAUGCCUCGGCAGAUCUGGCUUGGUACCUGACCCACUCAUUUCUGGACCACGACGACGUUCGUCCUUCUAGUAGCUUCAACAACGCCGAGCGCCAGCACCAUUUCAUUAUCAGAUUGAGGAAGGAUGUCGACGACGGUCCUAAUUCAACUUUCAUUCGUGGCUCCUUCCAGGCGGCCAUGUGGGAGGGUCAAUGUGUAGCCCUCCUGACAUUCCCUAACGUCUUCUCACGAGAUCCGGGAACUUCAUGGGCAGCGAUGCACGAACCAACCCUUGUUUUGCAGGGACGGAGCGUUGGGCCUGGCUGGCUGUCACCUCUCACCUCUUCCACCGAACCUCAGGCCUUUGUUCUCACCUUUGCCCCUCGCACCGCACAUGAACAGAUAUAUGACACUAAAUCCUGCUCCAUUUCCAACGCAAACCUAAAUCCCAUGUCCUACCACGCAGUGCCUAUCACCCCUCCGCGUUCUCCCCUGCGCCAACGCCAACGCCAACGCCAACGCCAUGCUUCCUUGCCUCCUCGGCCGGGGGGCAUCCGUAAGGAAUCUGAUCUCCCCACAGAGUUAUCCGAAGCCAAGAUGGCGGCUAUCAGGGGAGAAAAAGUUGCCGCAAACCUACGUGCCCUAUUCGACAACGAGACUUCCACCCAUGUGAACCGCUCUUGGAGUUCUUCGUCAUCCUAUCCUCAGUUUCGCGAAAGUUCAGCGUCUUCAUCAGACCUCCCCCCGUUCCAGCGCAGCAUAUCCCUGGGUCUUGCGCAGGACCCCGGAUAUCAUAAUGGCUUGCAUCGCAUCCCUGGUCUUCGCGCGUCCUCUGGUUCCUCGCAGCCUUUGCGCCGUGACGUAUACACUGGGAGCAACUCGAACGAAACAAACGACGCCCCUCGCAACGGUAGACCUCGGAUGAGCGACUAUACUACCGUAUCCGACGUUCCCCAUAUGAGCCUCCGGGCCAUGAGAAGCCGUCACUCCGCCGCAACCGACGCCGAGGCAGACUGCACGGGCGACUCCUCGCCGGAGAUAAAUCCUACCUUCACAGAUGUGUCUCCACUGAUUCCUGCCAUUCCGCGGCGCGCUCCUGAGUUGAGGGACACAGGUGGCAGGAAAACGACGCCGAAGCCUCAGAAGAAGACAAAGCCGUCAUAUUCCAGGCCCAUCAAGCGGAAAGAGUCUACACCACGUCUGUAUCUUCGCCGAGCCAAGUCAGUUCUACACACACGGCGAGUCAUGAUUCGCAGGUGGUUCAAGGGGAUGCUACGACGGGACAAGAGAGACCCCGUGCCUCCUCCAGCUCCAGAAAGGCGUGUAUGGUCUUCUCGGAAAGAAGGAAGCAUUCCGCGACUAGCCAAGAGGUUGAGCCUCUUCUCCUUGCGGUCGCGGAAACGGGUCGGUGCAGAUAACAAGUCGAUAUAG
This is a messenger RNA of Sodiomyces alkalinus F11, 1419 nucleotides long. RefSeq lists its product as hypothetical. Bases 1 to 1419 code for a protein of 472 amino acids. Lineage: Eukaryota; Fungi; Ascomycota; Sordariomycetes; Glomerellales; Plectosphaerellaceae. The record is from RefSeq and is a predicted model, not a curated record. The transcript has 7 exons.